AUGGCUGAAAGCAUGGAAUUCAGCCAUUCGGGCAUGAUUCAUGGAGCAUUAGAAUUGGGGCGUCUAGUCAUCAGCAUGAGGGCUACAGAAAAGACGUAUGACUGGGUUAUUACGAGAGGAAAUCGCUUCAAAGAGUUGCACCAAGCGGCGAAAGAUGAGUUGUGGGAUGAACUGUCUGCGGGCGGAGCGGCGACGCUCCAGCGUCGUUGA
Messenger RNA from Necator americanus (New World hookworm), 210 nucleotides. RefSeq lists its product as uncharacterized. The coding region runs from base 1 to 210 and encodes 69 amino acids. The transcript has 2 exons. NCBI's taxonomy places the organism in Eukaryota, Metazoa, Nematoda, Chromadorea, Rhabditida, Ancylostomatidae. The record is from RefSeq and is a predicted model, not a curated record.